This is a messenger RNA of Schizophyllum commune H4-8, 399 nucleotides long. RefSeq lists its product as uncharacterized. Lineage: Eukaryota; Fungi; Basidiomycota; Agaricomycetes; Agaricales; Schizophyllaceae. The transcript has a single exon. The record is from RefSeq and is a predicted model, not a curated record. The annotation marks the transcript as partial.
GCACGCUCGCCAAGCCCUCGACGUUGCGUCGCCGCAUCGCCCUGUGCAGAGGCAGCGAUGGGUGCCCUUCGAGCCCCAAGCCCGCCUUCGCAGCGAAUGCACUCUCUUGGUCGUCGCCGGUGGCGACUUGCGCGCGGAAGCCUUGUCCGCAGCUUUUGGGGACGAAAUAGCCUGAUAUCCUAUGCAUGUACACCCUCGAAGCCUGACCAUGCCGCUGCGAGGUCCGCAGCCCGUAGCUGUCGCUCCCAGUACACUCGGGCACAACGGACGAAGCGGAGGUUGAGAAACGCGACAUCGACGCCUUGGCGGGAAAGAAGUCGACAUCUAUUCUUAGUUGUGCCUUGCGCUCUCUCACAGAAAAAAAGUUGCUGUGGACAAGGUUUUCCGAAUCUGCUGUAA